ACUCAGACUGGUCUCCGCUACAGAUCCCAUGCCUCCAAGUUUGAAAAAAGCGAUAUGGAUCGCAGCAACAUGUAUAUUCACAGAAGCUAUUUCAGAUAAAUCCAUAUCUGAGCCGGUGACUUUGGAAGUAUCAAGAGAUGGUGGAAACAAGUCCAGUCCGUUAUUGUACGGAAUAAUGUUCGAGGAGAUGGACCAUUCAGGUGACGGAGGUAUACAUGGGCAGCUGCUUCAGAACAAUGGAUUUCAAGGGUCCAGUCUAGAGAUGACUUCCUAUGCGCCCGUAGGCAAUGUCACCAUAUCUCGCGAUACUUCAAAGCCCGUCAGCGAGGCUAUCAAGUCCUCACUGCGAGUGGAUGUACCUCAAAAUUCUACCGGGUAUUUUGGGUUUGCAAAUACGGGGUACAAUGGUGUCCCAGUCACAAAUAGCACCUACAACAGCUCGUUCUGGAUGAUGGGCAAAUACUCGGGAAUGAUUAACCUACAGCUUAUUGGAUCACAUAACGGGAUCGUCUACGCCGAUCAUAAUUUGACUGUUCACAGCACGGCUUCCAAAUUUCUUCAGUUUCAUACAUCUUUCAACUCGACUCGAUCCCAUGACGGAGAAAAUGAGUGGCACAUCACCUUCGACGGCUCAAAGGUUGCUGGCAAUUCGUUGAAUUUUGGAUACAUACAACUUUUUCCACCGACGUUUCAUGGAAGAGAGAAUGGGCUUCGAGAAGAUCUUGCGACCAUGCUUGACAAAACCAAUUUAACAUUCCUUCGAUUUCCAGGAGGAAAUAACCUUGAGGGUCUUCAAGUUGAAACCCGUUGGAAAUGGAACACAACAAUCGGCCCACUUGUUAGCCGACCAGGAAGGGAAAGUGAUUGGUUUUAUCCAAAUACAGACGCACUUGGAUUGGAUGAGUACCUCUGGUGGUGCGAAGAUAUGAAGAUGUCGCCUGUUCUGGCUGUUUGGGCCGGAAAGUCAUAUGGCAAAAUCAUUUCAGGAUCAGAGCUUCAUCCAUAUGUUGAAGAUAUCAUGAACGAACUGGAAUACCUGCUUGGGGACUCAAAUACUACCACACUUGGAAAAGUUCGAGCUGAAAACGGCCGCAAGAAACCCUGGAAAAUCGACUACUUGGAAAUCGGAAACGAGGACGAUCUCACUGGCGGAUGCGAUACGUAUCCAAACCGCUUCAAUCAGAUAUACAAAGCUGUUCAUGAGAAAUAUCCGCACAUGACAAUCAUCGCAUCAAACGGAGAGUCGUCAUGUCUCCCGUCACCGGUUCCCAAAGGCGUCAUUCUAGAUCUUCACUUGUACCGCAAGCCAGAUGACUUUGUCGACUUAUUUGAUCAAUUUGAUAACCAGCCUCGAGAUCAGCCUGUUAUGGUCGGCGAAUAUGGAUGUCGCAAUACCUCAAGUGCCAAAGGGACAUAUUGGUCAUUUAUGCAGUGCAGUUGCAGUGAGGCAGUGUAUAUGAUGGGCAUGGAGAGAAAUAGCGAUAUUGUGCAAAUGGCUGCUUAUGCACCCAUGCUAGAACAUUUCGGAUAUGAUACCUGGUCGCCAACUAUGUACGGGUUUGACUCAAGUCCAGAAUCAAUCACACCCUCAACAUCAUACUUUGUUCAGCAGAUGUUUGCAUCAAACAAAGGGAAUACUGUCCUCCCUGUCAACUCGUCAGCUGAAUUUGGUCCAUUGUAUUGGGUAGCCACAAAGGAAGGUACCCAGUACUAUGUUAAAUUAGCGAACUACGGACCAGAUGAGCAAAAUGUGACUGUGAAGAUUCCGAAAACCAAGUCCGGAAAACUAGAGAUGCUAUCAGCAUCUCGUUAUGAAGGAAAUAAGCCAUAUUCGGUCAAUGUGAAACCUGAACAUGCUGAGGUUGAGCAAGGAAAAGGUGACUACAAUGUCACGAUGCCGCCUUGGGCUGUUGCUGUUCUGGCAGUCGAGUGA
Messenger RNA from Penicillium manginii, 1933 nucleotides. Its product is annotated as alpha-L-arabinofuranosidase A. Bases 29 to 1933 code for a protein of 634 amino acids. The record is from RefSeq and is a predicted model, not a curated record. The transcript has 3 exons. Gene Ontology annotation, molecular function: alpha-L-arabinofuranosidase activity. Lineage: Eukaryota; Fungi; Ascomycota; Eurotiomycetes; Eurotiales; Aspergillaceae. Gene Ontology annotation, biological process: L-arabinose metabolic process.